Molecule: messenger RNA, 3087 nt
Organism: Alnus glutinosa
Lineage: Eukaryota; Viridiplantae; Streptophyta; Magnoliopsida; Fagales; Betulaceae
Product: protein transport protein SEC23 E-like
Exons: 12
Coding region: 278-2596 (772 amino acids)
Biological process (GO): COPII-coated vesicle budding; intracellular protein transport; COPII-coated vesicle cargo loading
Cellular component (GO): COPII vesicle coat; endoplasmic reticulum exit site
Molecular function (GO): zinc ion binding; GTPase activator activity
Source: RefSeq, a predicted model, not a curated record
AAAGUGAUCGAUAAUUCAUCCCCUUGUUGAUCUGGACACGAAUCGAAAAUAACAUAUGCGAACCAUCAGAUCCAGAAUUUAGCGUUCCAGCGCGCGCAGUCAUAGAUUCACCAAACCUCCCAAACGCAUCAUUCUAUUUGCGGUGACCCCUUUCUCUCUUCAUUUCUCGAGGGGUCGCCCCUGUUUCUCUCGCUCCACAGUAAUCACAAAAAUCGCAGAAGCCAAUUUCCAAUCCACCUGAAUUCCGCAGAAUCUGAAUCCUUUAGACAAAAGAGAGAUGUCGGAGAUGGCCAACACAGAUCCCGAGGGUCUCGACGGAGUGCGCAUGACGUGGAACGCCUGGCCGCGCACCAAGGUGGAGGCCAGCAAGUGCGUGAUCCCACUCGCGGCGUCCAUCUCCCCGAUCCGCCCCCAUCCGGACAUCCCCACGCUCCCUUACGCGCCCCUCCGAUGCAAGACCUGCUCGGCCGUCCUCAACCCCUUCGCGCGGGUGGACUUCUUGGCCAAGAUCUGGAUCUGCCCCUUCUGCUACCAGCGCAACCACUUCCCCCCUCACUACUCCAUGAUCUCCGAGACCAACCUCCCCGGCGAGCUCUACGCGCAAUACACCACCACCCAAUACGCGCUCCCCCAAAACCCUAACCCUAACCCUAACUUUGAUUCUUCUUCGCUCUCGCCCGUCUAUCUCUUCGUGCUUGAUACCUGCAUGAUCGAGGAGGAGUUGGGGUUUGUGAAAUCGGCGCUAAAGCGUGCCAUCGGGUUGUUGCCGGAGAACGUGCUCGUUGGCUUCGUUUCGUUUGGGACUCAGGUUCGGGUGCAUGAAUUGGGGUCGGAGAUGUCCAAGGUUUACGUCUUUCUGGGGAGCAAGGAGCUUUCCAAGGAGCAGGUUUUGGAGCAAUUGGCACUCGGCGUUCCGGCCCGGCGAGCCGGUGGAGUGGGGUAUCAGAAGGGUGCGCCGAGUGGGUUUCCAAAUUCGGGCAUUACACGCUUCUUGUUGCCCGCUUCGGAUUGCGAGUACACGCUCAAUGUGCUGUUGGAUGAGUUGCCAACGGAUCAGUGGCCUGUUCCGCCUGGGAAUCGAGCAUCACGGUGCACAGGUGUGGCUCUAAGUGUUGCAGCGGGAUUGCUUGGAGCUUGUUCGAUGGGCACUGGUGCUCGGAUUAUAGCUCUGGUUGGUGGUCCUUGCACGGAAGGGCCGGGCACGAUUAUAUCAAAGGAUCUAUCAGAUCCGGUACGUUCACAUAAAGAUCUCGAUAAGGAUGCAGCACCUUAUUUUAAGAAAGCGGUCAAAUUCUAUGAAAGUAUUGCAAAUCAACUGGUCAGCCAGGGUCAUGUUUUAGACCUUUUUGCAUCUGCACUUGAUCAGGUUGGGGUUGCAGAAAUCAAAGUUGCUAUUGAAAAGACUGGUGGCCUUGUUGUUCUAGCUGAAAGUUUUGGUCAUUCUGUAUUUAAAGACUCUUUCAAGCAUGUGUUUGAAGAAGGGGAGCAGUCUCUUGGACUUUGUUUUAAUGGCUCACUUGAGAUCAAUUGUUCAAAGGACAUCAAAAUCCAGGGGAUAAUUGGACCUUGCACAUCUUUGGAAAAGAAAGGACCUGUUGUUGCUGAUACUGUCAUCGGGGAAGGGGGUACAACAGCAUGGAAAAUGUGCGGUCUUGAUAAAAGCACUUGCUUGACAGUGUUUUUUGAUCUUUCAUCAAGUGAUCGGUCAAAUACUCCAGGAACUGUUAAUCCGCUGUUGUACUUGCAGUUUCUUACAAGUUAUCAAAACCCUGAAGGUCAAUUAAUGCUUCGAGUGACAACUGUUAGUAGAAGAUGGAUUGAUAGCGCUGUUAGCUCAGAGGAAUUGGUACAAGGAUUUGAUCAGGAGACUGCUGCUGUAGUAAUGGCAAGAUUGACUUCCCUGAAAAUGGAGAUAGAGGAAGGGUUUGAUGCUACACGGUGGUUGGAUCGGUCUCUCAUUCGCCUCUGUUCGAAAUUUGGUGACUACCGUAAGGAUGAUCCUGCGUCUUUUACAUUAAAUCCUUCUUUUUCGUUGUUCCCUCAGUUCUUGUUUAAUCUGCGACGAUCACAAUUUGUACAGGUUUUUAACAACAGUCCAGAUGAGACUGCCUAUUUCCGCAUGUUGUUAAACCGGGAAAAUAUCUCCAAUGCUGCUGUUAUGAUCCAACCAUCGCUGAUAUCAUAUUCAUUCAAUUCGCUGCCUGCACCCGCAUUAUUGGAUGUGGCUUCCAUUGCAGCUGACCGUAUUCUCUUGCUGGAUUCUUAUUUCAGUGUCGUAAUUUUCCAUGGAAUGCAAAUUGCUCAGUGGCGUAAUGCAGGAUACCAUAAUCAGCCAGAACACCAGGCAUUUGCACAAUUAUUGCAAGCUCCUCAUGAUGAUGCCCAAAUGAUCAUUCAUGAACGUUUCCCUGUCCCUAGAUUGGUGGUAUGCGAUCAGCAUGGCUCCCAGGCUAGAUUCUUAUUGGCGAAAUUGAAUCCAUCAGCUACAUACAAUAAUGCUCAUGAAAUGGCUGCUGGGUCAGAUGUAAUCUUCACAGAUGACGUGAGCCUUCAAAUUUUCUUCGAGCAUCUUCAGAGGCUAGCUGUGCAAUCUUGAGAGCCAAAAAGGGUCGAGACAUAUACAGUUUCUCUUAUGGGUUUUGGUUAGAGGGAAUUCAAGCCCUGUAUCCGCCUGUUCCAUUCGGUUUUUUCCUUUCUUUCCAUUGUUUUUAAGAUGAGAGAUCAGACCCCGGAUCAUUUGAAAAAUAAGAAAAGCUUAUGUUAUUCUUUGGGGUUCUGGGGAGGUAUUGCUUCCUUGAAAGAAUAAGGGAGGGACAUAGAUGUUGGUUGAGUCGAUGAGUUUUGAGUUAUAGGGAAAGAAAGGUAUGAUGGAGUGUAACUUAGAGGCUUCAGCAGAGCCAAGCAGCAAGAUAUAUUGUCAAAAUGAUAUUCUUUUACACCCUUUGUUCUUUUUUUUCUUUUUUUUUUUAUUGUAUUCACCCAGAUCAUAAGUAUGCGUCGUGUAUCAGACUUUUAAGUUAUAUACUCAAUGGGUUGAUGCUCCUAGGUUGGAAAGUUCUGUAACGCCAGUCAUUUUGUUCAUGUUCA